GCUCUGCCGGUUGCGGCUCAAGGACCAUGACUCUGCUACCCCAGCGUCCCGCACCUGGAGGCCACUCGGCAGCGUCACCCCGGUGCCCUGCACCCCGGGACCCCGCAGAAGUGCUGUCCUGCUCCCCCCCAGCAGCACCGCCCUAGUGCCUUGCACGCCCGGGCCUCCCAGCAGCACCAUUCCAGAGCCCCCUGGGACUCCUGCCCUGGGGCCCAGCACCUUGGAGACCCCCAAGAGUCCCACCCUCAUGCCUGGUGCCCCAGAGCCUCCCAGCAGCAUCAGCUUGGAGCCUCCUGAUAGUUUCACUCCAGGGCCCAGCGACCCAGAGACUGCUGGCAGCACGGUGCCAGCCCCCCUGUGCAGGCCCAGCACUCCAGAGACCCCCAAGAGUGCUGUGCCAGCCCCUGUGUGCAGCCCCAUCCCAGGGCCCAGCACUCCAGAGCCCCCCAGCAGCCCUGAGCCAGCCCCCCUCUGCAGCCCCAUCCAGGCCUUGUGCACCCCAGAGCCCCCUGGCAGCACAGCCCCCCUACCCUGCUGCAGCCCAGGAAGCCCAGGCAUCAUCAGCUCAGUGCUUUGCACCCCAAACUCCUUGGCCAGUAGCACCCUAGCACCCUGCACCCCCAAGACCCUUGGCAGUGCCAGCCCAACCUCCUGCACCCCAGGUCCCCCUGGCACCAGCUCCACCCCGCAGGAAGCUCCCUUCCAUGGCUGGCGAGCGGUGCAAGCCAACCUCUCCUCCAGCCCCAUUGUCUCUGAGCCACCUUCUGGAGAUGGGAGUGUGGAACCCUCACCUUGCCAAGACACCCCUGAGUCCCCAGCCCCUGCCCUCCCAGACCAGGGCACCCCAGGACCCCAUCCCACAGAGGCAGGUAGUUUGGAGCCUGCCAGGUCAGAGGCAGUAGCCACUCCCUCACCUGAGGUGGCCCAAAGUGCCAUAUCUUGGGUGUUGCCACUGGUGUGGCUGGAGAAGAGCCUCAACACUUCAUCCCUGCUGGAGUCCCUGCGGCACAGCCUGCCCCUGCCUGGCACCAGUGUCACCCCCGUGCCCACCGCAGUGGCUGGCACCAGUGUCACCCCCGUGCCCACCACGGUGGCUGGCACCAGUGUCACCCCCGUGCCCACCACGGUGGCUGGCACCUUCAUGACCCCUCGGGACCUGCGGGAGAGGAGCACAAACACGUCUGCAGUGGGUGGCCCCUUUUGCGCCAAGGACAAGGCUGCCGAAACAGACUCCUUGCUCUGGCACUGUCCCCGGGAGCAGCUGAAGUCCCUGACACGGGCAGAGCUGGAGGGGAGGCUGGAGAGCACCCUCAUCAUCAUCGAAGCCCUCUCGCUCCAGCUACGUGACUGGCAGGAGAGCCAGCGGCUGCUGCCCGGCGUGGGGCCGGCCGAGCAGCGGGACGUGCUCACACAGACAGAUGUCACCCACCCCACGGGGAGUGACUGGAGCAGCCAGUGCCUCCAGUUUUGGGACCUUGCGGAUGCCUCAUUUCAGAAGUUGCAGGAUAAUCAGGGAGCCCUUGACCAGGAGCGGGAGCAGGUGAGGGCCCUGGUGUCCCGGUGCCAGGCCGUGCUGCAGAGAGUGCCAGGGAAGCUGCGGAGCUGCCUGGAGGAGCGGGAUGCCAUGAGGCAGCGAGCGGACGAAGCCCUCCGAGCCAAGGAGGAGAGUGAUCACUUCCUGGAGGCUUUCCGUGCCCAUGCCAGUGCCCAGAUCAGUGCCCGUGAGCAGAGCCUGGCCUCCCAGCAGGAGCUGGGCACACUGCUGGCAGACACCAUCGACCAGCAGGUGUCCCUGUCUGUCGAGACUCAGCAUUUCCGGGAAUACAUGGACCUCACCUUUGAAAAACUGGAGGAGGAAAGGGCAGCCCUGGAUACGGAGCGGGAGCAGGUGAGGGCCCUGGUGUCCCGGUGCCGGGCCAUGCUGGAAAGUGUCCCCAGCAAGCUGCGGAGCUGCCUGGAGGAGCGGGAUGCCAUGAGGCAGCAGGCGGAUGAAGCUCUUCAAGCUGAGGAGGAGGCAACCUCCCAGCUGAAAGAGACCUCGGUGGUCCUGGAGGAUAAGGUGGCUCAGCUGGAGCAGCUGACAGUGGCCAAUUCUCGGCUCAGUGCAGACCUGAGCUCCCUGGUGACAAAUCUGGCCAGCCUGGAGCAGGAGCGGGAUGCGCUGCAGCAGGAGAACGAGAAGCAGUGGGAGGAGAUGGCCCGGCUGGCGCGGGAGAGAGAGUCCCUGCAGCGGGAGUGCAACGGGCUGUGCCAGGAGCUGCGGGAGGCAACCGAGUGCCGGGAGUUCCUCGACCAGGAGAACAGCAUGUCCCGCAUGCAGCUGCUGGAGGUGGAGGCCAGGCUGAAGUCCACACUGGCCACUCUGCAGGAGCUCAACCAGCAGUACCAGGAGCUGAUGGACUCCCACCAGCACCUGCGGGAAGAGCAGGCUGCUCUCAGCCAGGAGCUGGAGACCACCAAGGCUGAGCUCCUCGACUUGAAACUCAAGAGGGAGAAAGUCUCUUGGUGCUCCACAGACAUUGCUGAGAGCAAGAUGAGGCUGCAGGAGCUUGCUGACUGCCUCAGGGCUGCUUUGCAGGAGGAGGACGACGAUGCUCCAUCAAGAAGCAAAGCCUGGACCCCAGCUCCAAGGACGCCGGGCUGGCGGACGCCGGGCUGGCAGACCCCCCGCCGUGCCUGGACCCCCGCCUGCCGCACCCCGGCACCCCGCACCCCCCACUGCCCCGGCAGCUCCUUCGUGGGCAGCGUCCUGAAAGCUGUGUCAGGGAAAGAUGCUGAUGGAGCUGCUGGAGGUGGGAGUGCAUUUAUCAAGGACAAACCUGCCUCUACACCAAAGCCAACAGAGCCUGAGGAUGGUCUGCUGGAGAGCGUGAAGGAGCUGAGAGCCGUGGUCUCUGACCUUGCCAUGCUGAGCACCUGCAUCGAGGACCUGGAGCAGAGCGAGUUCAAGGCGCUUCAGACAGAGAUCUCCAACCUGCAGCUCCAUCUGAAGACGGUGACAGCUGACAGCGAGGAGAAGAUGGAUGCCCAGGCUGCCACCAUUGCCAAGCUGAAAAAGGCACUGAGGGGCAAGCUAGAGAACGAGAAGGAGCUGCAGGACGUGGUGAAACAGCAGGAAGCAAAGAUGCUGCAACUGAUCGACAAGAGUGGGGAAGUCACGAGGCUGAAGGGAGAGGUCUCCCAGCUGAAGCGCUCACUCCAGCAUGCAGAGACAGAGGCCAAGGUGCUGUGGGAGGAGAUGCGGGGGCAGCAGCCCAAGGCAGACACUACCUACAUCCAGGAGAGACUCCUGCUGCGGCAGGAGGUGGACAAACUGCGACUGCUGCUCCUGGAGAAAGAGGAUGAGAAUCUGCUGCUCUCCAACAAGUACCUGGAGCAGGUCCAAGGGCUGGAACAGAGGCUCCAUCAUGCCCAGAAAGUGCUGAGAACCCACGAGGAGAUGGAGGAGAAGAUGAAAGAGGUCCUCUUGUCUAUCCCUGAGGCAGUGAGCUGCCAGGAGCUCCACAGCCUGCUGCAGUACUUCGGUCUGAAGUCAGACAGUGGCAACAAGGAAGCUGCUGAGCUGCUAUAGCCUGUAGCAUGAAACCUUCCUGGUCCUAAUGCUGUAAUUAUUUACUGAAUAAAGUUUA
This is a messenger RNA of Apus apus (common swift), 3629 nucleotides long. It is a transcript of the gene SPAG5, whose product is annotated as sperm associated antigen 5. Gene Ontology annotation, biological process: cell division; regulation of attachment of spindle microtubules to kinetochore. The coding region runs from base 248 to 3571 and encodes 1107 amino acids. The transcript is spliced from 22 exons. NCBI's taxonomy places the organism in Eukaryota, Metazoa, Chordata, Aves, Apodiformes, Apodidae. The record is from RefSeq and is a predicted model, not a curated record.